Cynara cardunculus var. scolymus (artichoke) is the source of this 876-nucleotide messenger RNA. RefSeq names its product receptor-like protein 34. The record is from RefSeq and is a predicted model, not a curated record. Bases 1 to 876 code for a protein of 291 amino acids. Gene Ontology annotation, molecular function: protein binding. Lineage: Eukaryota; Viridiplantae; Streptophyta; Magnoliopsida; Asterales; Asteraceae. The transcript has a single exon.
AUGAGAAAACUUCAAUUUUUAGAUCUAUCGAGAAAUGAAAUCGAUGGCCACAUUAAGGAGAUAGGAGGAAAUGAACUGUCUUACUUGGAUCUCUCACAUAACAUCAUAACAGGGCCAUUCCCUCCAUCAAUUUGGAACAUGGACAAUCUUCGAUAUUUGAAUCUGUCCAAUAAUCGCUUUAGUGGAGUGAUUAAACCUGGAUAUAUGAAGUUCUCACCUUCAGUUAUAGAUAUGGGGAACAAUAGUUUUAAUGACACCAUUCCACAUGUAUGUGGUGUAGAAUUAAUAGGGCUUAUUUUGAAUGGAAAUCAAUUUGAAGGUAAGGUGCCAAGUUGCUUUUCCAAAUGCCCAUACUUAGAAGUGCUUGAUCUGGGAAACAACCGCUUAACUGGUGCAUUCCCUGAACAGUUAGGGAGGCUUCGAUAUCUGAAGAUUCUUGUCCUCCGAUCAAACAAGUUUCGUGGUCCCAUAGAAAGAAGCUCUUCUAUGAUCGAACACCCAUUUCCUAGUUUGAGAAUUCUUGACUUAUCUCAAAAUGAGUUUGGAGGCCAUCUCCCUAGAAAAUAUUUUGAAUAUUUUGAUGCUAUGAAGAAUGUGGUCAAGGAUGGCGAGARUGCAUAUUUGARUAUUUACUACWCUAACAYCUUUUACUCUAUCGUUAUUGUGGUGAAAGGUCAGCAACUCUCAUUUGAGAAAAUUUCAAACGACUACACGAUUGUUGAUCUAUCCGCUAACAAAUUUGAAGGAGAGAUUCCAAACGAAAUAUGCACUCUUAACUCGUUGAUAGUGCUCAACUUAUCCAACAACCACCUCAAUGGUCAGAUCCCACAGACUAUAGGUAACCUCUCUGAGAUUGAAUCAUUAGACCUAUCCUGA